This is a messenger RNA of Sinocyclocheilus grahami, 948 nucleotides long. Its product is annotated as DNA damage-inducible transcript 4-like protein. Gene Ontology annotation, biological process: negative regulation of signal transduction. Lineage: Eukaryota; Metazoa; Chordata; Actinopteri; Cypriniformes; Cyprinidae. The record is from RefSeq and is a predicted model, not a curated record. Bases 114 to 722 code for a protein of 202 amino acids. Gene Ontology annotation, cellular component: cytoplasm. The transcript has 2 exons.
CGCGAGAGGAGCAACACAUCUCCGCCUCUCGCAUUCAUGGACGGAACAAAGAAACAGUCAGUGGAAGAGUUUGGCGAGCUCUCGGGGAAAGACUCGGAGGAAAUCACGUUAAAAUGGUCUAUACACAAGCUCUCGUGUUCGGGAACGGGAUGACCGUCAGGAGCGAACAGGAAAAGCUAGCGGAGGACCUGAGCUUUCUACAGCACUUCAGAUCCGACAGAGACAAACUCAAACACUGCGGCAGACUCAUGAAAGCACAGAGCUCAUCAAGUCUGGGAUCCGAGUGCAGUUUGGAAGAGGAAGGAGAAGAUGAUGUGUGUCUUCAACUCGGCCUAUCCAAACGCAUUGAGAAGUGCCUCUAUGAGGCCAAAGGAGCCAGUCUGAGCUGUCAGGAGCUGCGUCUGCCCCGGCGCAUGACCACACGUGUGGCCGGAGACAUUCUGCACUCAUCCACGGAUGAGCCGUGUGGGAUACGAGGUGCACUGAUCCACAUGUUCAUGGAAAGCAAAGGCACACUUCUGAAGCUGGGCACCAUCAUUCCCGAUCAGAGUCUCACACCGACCUUCGAGGUCUCGGUGGUCCUGCAGCCUGAUCUGGGCGGAUGGCCUCCGCUGAAGAUCCUGUUCGGAGGCGGGAAGGUCUUGAGCCUCAGACGGGAAUAUCGGCUGAUCAAACAGAAACUCUACUCGUCCGCCACUCCUACUGUACUUGACUUUUAUUAAAAGUGUGGUAUUAAGAGUAAAAAGGAGGAGAAAAUAAUGCCUGAGGACGUCUCAGAGGAAGAGGACAAGUUUAGGAAAAGUUCACUUUGCACAUCAUUUCUGUUACAUAAGUGUAUUUCAGAGUUUACUGAAAGGUGUUUAAAAAUGUAGAUAAUAACGUUCAGUUCAAUGUCAGAAGUUGAUAUUGUGCAACUGACAUUUCUAACACAUUAUGAACAGCUAUGUU